AUGGUGGCCUGGAACUUUUUCGAUGGAGAAAAGGCAAGAGGCGCGAGCAACACUAAUGCAACGCCGGCCUAUCUGCCGCCUCGCCCCUGGACGCCUGUCAAAGUUGUCAGAUCUUCCGUCACAACUCAGGUCAAUGACAAGAAGGUACGGGUACGUUUAAAAGUGGACAAAAGAUGGGAAGGGAGGGGGGCGUGA
Messenger RNA from Pyricularia grisea, 195 nucleotides. RefSeq lists its product as uncharacterized. The record is from RefSeq and is a predicted model, not a curated record. The transcript is spliced from 2 exons. Lineage: Eukaryota; Fungi; Ascomycota; Sordariomycetes; Magnaporthales; Pyriculariaceae. Bases 1 to 195 code for a protein of 64 amino acids.